CCCCACCCGUCCCUUCCCUUAUCAGCACCCGCGGCCCCGGCAGCGCCGACGCAGGCGCACUGCACCGCGCCGCCGCCAUUUUGUGUCCGAGCCUGUGGAGCGAUUAAACCGUGCGCGGAGCUGCUUCUUUGGCGGCAGCGGCGGUGGCGGUAGCCGGUGCGGGUGCGCGGAGCUGGCCAGGGACGCCGGGUGGCCGGAGCGGUGGAGCGGCGGCGGAACGGGCGCUGCAGGGGGUGUGGCGCGGAGAAUGAUCACAGAUCUGGAGCCAAAGAACAAGAUGCACUAGUGGGCAGAUAGCUAACAAGGGGCUUGAGAGUUCUGUUUUCCCUUCUCAAACUGACUUUGCAGUCACGGAGAGGGUACAAAGUGGUAUGAUUCCGGGGUACUUGAAGUCACAAGAUAAACAUGACCCAUCUUCUUGGAGCUUCAAUUGUGCUCAUUGAGGGGGCGGUGAGUUAAGUAAUUUGACUGGAAGGGGAAAUGGAAGGUGAGGCGGUUGAAGCCAUUGUGGAAGAGUCUGAAACUUUCAUUAAAGGAAAGGAAAGAAAGACUUACCAGAGACGCCGGGAAGGGGGCCAGGAAGAGGAUACUUGUCACCUGCCCCAGAACCAGACUGAUGGGGGUGAGGUGGUCCAGGAUGUCAAUAGCAGUGUACAGAUGGUAAUGAUGGAACAGCUGGAUCCCACCCUUCUUCAGAUGAAGACUGAAGUAAUGGAGGGUACAGUCGCUCCAGAAGCAGAGGCUGCUGUGGACGAUACCCAGAUCAUAACCUUGCAGGUUGUAAAUAUGGAGGAACAACCCAUAAACAUAGGAGAGCUUCAGCUUGUCCAAGUACCCGUUCCCGUGACUGUACCUGUUGCCACCACUUCAGUAGAAGAACUUCAGGGGGCUUAUGAAAAUGAAGUGUCUAAAGAGGGCCUUGCAGAAAGCGAACCCAUGAUAUGUCACACCUUACCUUUGCCUGAAGGGUUUCAAGUGGUGAAAGUGGGGGCCAAUGGAGAGGUGGAGACGCUAGAGCAAGGGGAACUACCGCCUCAAGAAGAUCCUAGUUGGCAAAAAGACCCAGAUUAUCAGCCGCCAGCCAAAAAAACAAAGAAAACCAAAAAGAGCAAACUGCGUUACACAGAGGAGGGCAAAGAUGUGGAUGUGUCUGUCUAUGAUUUUGAGGAAGAGCAGCAGGAGGGUCUGCUAUCGGAGGUUAAUGCAGAGAAAGUGGUUGGUAACAUGAAGCCUCCAAAACCAACAAAAAUUAAAAAGAAAGGUGUAAAGAAGACAUUCCAGUGUGAGCUUUGCAGUUACACAUGUCCACGGCGUUCAAAUUUGGAUCGUCACAUGAAAAGUCACACUGAUGAGAGACCACACAAGUGCCAUCUCUGUGGCAGGGCAUUCAGAACAGUCACCCUCCUGAGGAAUCACCUUAACACACACACAGGUACUCGUCCUCACAAGUGCCCAGACUGUGACAUGGCCUUUGUGACUAGUGGAGAAUUGGUGCGGCAUCGUCGUUAUAAACACACCCAUGAGAAGCCAUUUAAGUGUUCCAUGUGCGAUUACGCCAGUGUUGAAGUCAGCAAAUUAAAACGUCAUAUUCGCUCUCAUACUGGAGAGCGUCCGUUCCAGUGCAGCUUGUGCAGUUACGCCAGCAGGGACACAUACAAGCUGAAAAGGCACAUGAGAACUCAUUCAGGGGAAAAACCUUAUGAAUGUUACAUUUGUCAUGCUCGGUUUACCCAAAGUGGUACCAUGAAGAUGCACAUUUUACAGAAGCACACAGAAAAUGUGGCCAAAUUUCACUGUCCCCACUGUGACACUGUCAUAGCCCGAAAAAGUGAUUUGGGUGUCCACUUGCGAAAGCAGCAUUCCUACAUUGAGCAAGGCAAGAAAUGUCGAUACUGCGAUGCUGUGUUUCAUGAGCGCUAUGCCCUCAUCCAGCAUCAGAAGUCGCACAAGAACGAGAAGCGCUUUAAGUGUGACCAGUGUGAUUAUGCUUGCAGACAGGAGAGGCACAUGAUCAUGCACAAGCGCACCCACACCGGGGAGAAGCCUUACGCCUGCAGCCACUGCGACAAGACCUUCCGCCAGAAACAGCUCCUCGACAUGCACUUCAAACGCUACCAUGACCCCAACUUUGUCCCUGCAGCCUUUGUCUGUUCUAAGUGUGGGAAAACCUUUACACGCCGGAAUACCAUGGCAAGACAUGCUGACAAUUGUGCUGGUCCAGAUGGCGUAGAAGGGGAGAACGGAGGGGAAACAAAGAAGAGUAAACGUGGCAGAAAAAGAAAGAUGCGUUCCAAAAAAGAAGACUCCUCCGACAGUGAAAAUGCUGAGCCAGACCUGGAUGACAAUGAGGAUGAGGAGGAACCUGCUGUGGAAAUUGAACCCGAGCCAGAGCCUCAGCCUGUGACCCCAGCCCCACCACCUGCCAAGAAGCGGAGAGGACGCCCUCCUGGCAGAACCAACCAGCCCAAACAGACCCAGCCAACAGCCAUCAUCCAGGUGGAAGACCAGAAUACAGGUGCAAUUGAGAACAUUAUAGUUGAAGUCAAAAAAGAGCCAGACGCGGAGCCCGUGGAGGGGGAGGAAGAGGAGGCCCAACCAGCUGCCACAGACGCCCCCAACGGAGACCUCACGCCCGAGAUGAUCCUCAGCAUGAUGGACCGGUGAUGGCGGGGCCUUGCUCGUCGCCAGGACUGCUCUGGGCUGUGUUUAAACGGCCCGCAUCUUAAUUUUUCUCCCUUCUUUCUUCUUUUGGCUUUGGGAAAAGCAUCAUUUUACACCAUUUUACCAAACAUACUGAGAACUAAAACUUCAAGGAUGAUGUUAGAAAAAUGUGAUUUUACUAGAACUUGCUGUCUGAUGUUAGCAAAUCAUGGAAUGUUUUGAGUCUCUGAGGGUUUACUGUGAAGUGCUGAGGACAGUGUUGAUGCCUAACUGGUUUUCUUAGAUGGAAACAGAGACAUUGAACCCUCUCUCUUGCAAUGGUAAACCACUCCAGAAUGACCACCGGGUUUCCCAGAGUUCUAGGUCUUCUUCCCAGGAGAGUUUUUAAUUGUAAAUGCAGACUUGGGAAGGACUUACACUUUUAAACUGGUUUUUGCUUCUGCUUCUCCCUGACUCCCUUUGCUCGGAGCCAGCUGCACACCAGUAGUACGGCAUGCUGCGGUCGGUGUCUGUCCUGAAGGCUUUGCCUCUUUCUUGGCAAAGUUUCUGUAUGGUCAAGCUUGUAAAUAACUUUUUUUACAUUUUAAUCUUUUCCAUUAAUUAAGAGGUUGAAAAGAACUGCAGUGUAAGAAAACCCAGCAUUUUAAUUACUUGCAAAUUAAGUUACCACAGACUCUGUCGUGUGUAAAUGUGGACAAGGAAUUGGAUCACAAUCAUGUAGCAGAAUGGCACCGAGACUGCUGCCCGCUAGCGACGGAUGCCCACACGGAAGAUCGUGAUUUCCAGCCCGUGGAGCCAGCAUUUGAACCUUGUACAAUUAACUUUCAGUUAUGAUUUCCCAUCUACAUUUUCUUUGCUCUGUUUGUAGCUGAAUUUUGUGUUUUAUAACUCCUCUGUUCAAGCAGAAGGGUGAUUAUGAGUGGGUCACAGCAGCCCUUAAAAGCUGGGCCAGAAAAUUUCACUAGGUCAGUAAUUUAAACUUUGGAUCUGCAAAACAAAAUAAUAAUGUGAAACAAAACCAACUAAAAAGUGAUUCUUGCACAUGAACUGUCACACGUUUGAAAUGUGUUUUUUAGAGAGCCUCAGUCUUGCUGAUUUCAAACACUUUUCUCUUCUGUGUAUUGCUUUUAAAAGAGCCAUCAGUUAGCUAUCAGACUCUAGGUUGAUGCAUUUUGUACUUAGCUGUACUGUGUGAUAUUUUUCAUUAUUUUAGGACGCCAACAUGAGACCUGUAAUAAAAUAUGUAAUGGGGUUGAAAGCUGGGGAGGAGGAUCUACUGCUGUACAGCUAAUAAAUCAUAACGGAUUAACAAGUGCUCCA
Molecule: messenger RNA, 3981 nt
Organism: Ailuropoda melanoleuca (giant panda)
Lineage: Eukaryota; Metazoa; Chordata; Mammalia; Carnivora; Ursidae
Gene: CTCF
Product: CCCTC-binding factor
Exons: 13
Coding region: 481-2664 (727 amino acids)
Biological process (GO): regulation of transcription by RNA polymerase II
Cellular component (GO): nucleus
Molecular function (GO): DNA-binding transcription activator activity, RNA polymerase II-specific; RNA polymerase II cis-regulatory region sequence-specific DNA binding
Source: RefSeq, a predicted model, not a curated record